This is a messenger RNA of Cottoperca gobio, 1910 nucleotides long. RefSeq names its product zinc finger, RAN-binding domain containing 2 (gene zranb2). The transcript is spliced from 10 exons. Lineage: Eukaryota; Metazoa; Chordata; Actinopteri; Perciformes; Bovichtidae. The record is from RefSeq and is a predicted model, not a curated record. Gene Ontology annotation, biological process: RNA processing. Gene Ontology annotation, molecular function: lipopolysaccharide binding; RNA binding. The coding region runs from base 96 to 1040 and encodes 314 amino acids.
CCUGAAGGUGUCAGUAGAGGGAGCAGGAGGAGGCGCCGUGCUAACACACAGCGCACGCCCUGCCAACGAGCCAGUCAGUGUUAAAAGGCACAAACAUGUCGGGGAAGAGUUUUCGAGUAAGCGACGGGGACUGGAUUUGUCCUGAUAAAAAGUGUGGAAACGUGAACUUUGCUAGAAGAACCAGUUGUAACAGAUGUGGCCGGGAGAAAACCACAGAGGCAAAGAUGAUGAAAGCUGGAGGAACAGAGAUAGGGAAAACUCUGGCUGAGAAGAGUAGAGGCCUCUUCAGUGCAAAUGAUUGGCAAUGCAAAACAUGCGGCAAUGUCAAUUGGGCUAGAAGGUCGGAGUGCAACAUGUGUAACACACCAAAAUAUGCCAAACUUGAAGAGAGAACAGGUUAUGGUGGAGGUUUCAAUGAAAGGGAGAAUGUGGAAUACAUUGAACGAGAGGAAUCUGAUGGUGAAUAUGAUGAAUUUGGUAGGAAAAAGAAAAAGUUCCGUGGACCUGGCUCAAAAGAAAGUGAAAAGAAAGAAGUACCAACAAAAGUUGUAGCUGCUGAGGAGGAGGAUGAGGAAGAGGAAGAGGAAGAGGGUGACCUUUCCAAAUACAAAUUGGAUGAUGAUGAAGAGGAAGAUGACGAUGGAGACCUCUCAAAGUACGACUUGGACGCCAGUGAAGACGAGGACAAGGCAGCUAAGAAAAAGGGCAGCCAUUCGGGUUCGUCCCGUUCCGGCUCAUCCUCGCGCUCCUCCAGCUCCAGUUCACGGUCGAGGUCCAGGUCCCGCUCUAGAAGCUCAUCAAGUUCCAGGUCUGGAUCUCGCUCGAGGUCUCACUCCAGAUCCAGUUCCAGGUCGGGAAAGGGCUCCUCUCCCCGGAAGAGGUCCCGCUCCUCCUCACCUGAGAGGGGACAGAAGCGCAGUCGCUCCAGGUCCUCAUCUGGAGAGAGAAAACGGAAGCGUUCUAGAUCACGUUCGUCCGAAAGGUGCCACGGCCAGUCCUCUGGAUCCUCCCAUUCUGGCUCCAGUUCAAAAAAGAAAUAACUUUAUUACAGCCUUAAAAACAAGAAAAGGAAACUUAGUAGAAAAGUGCAUGUUGUGUUGGAAGGAAAACAACCACAUCAUUUCAGUAUGCUGUCCAUUUUCAUAGAAAAGCCUAAUUUUCCUCAAAGACAGCGGCAACAUGACUUCUCUCUGCCAUUACCCAUCAUUACAAGCUCCCUUUUUAAAACCACAUACACCCCAAUCUGUGACAAGUGUCUGUAACUGCAGGAGUCCAAUAAACAAAUGUUUAGUCCCAUAAGAAAAUCCGAUAUACUGUAAAGAGGCUGUAUGCCAUUUUAAACCCAAAUUUAAGUGGCAGUAUAUUUUAUUGUACUCGUCUGUGGGGAAAUUGAAGUAAAUAUUUUGGUUACUUUUUUUUGUGGCCCUAGGAAACAUCUGAGAUUGUGUUACUUUAUUUUUUUAAUAAAUACAUUCUUAAUUUUUAAAUAAAAUGUGAAGUACUUAAGCACCAACUUAGUGUAACAGAUAUAGCAAUGCAUUUUGGCCCCUCUGUUUUAUUUUCUUGAUAAAUAUAUAUUUUGCUUUGUGUCAAGGUAAGUAUUUUACUUUUUGAUAUUGCUUGUUUUAACUAAAUGGCAGUAAAUUCCACAUUCUUUGGUUUAGGCGAUUAGUGUUGUUUUUUUUUCUUUACACAAUUGUCACUUGUUUUACCACUCAGUUAUUCUUCAUCAGUUGUCACUUCGGAAACUAAUGAAUUCAACAAAUAAUUGAUAUUCAUACUCCAGAUUAGUACAGGCAGAAUAACAAACACCAUACAGUAUAUCCCGAUUCAUGGUAGAAUGUGGCAAUACAGUCCUUGUUGGCGAUCAACUCAAAUGUACACGUGUAAAUAAACUCCUGUCGACAUUG